AUGCCUACAUAUACGAAGUUUCUAAAGGAUAUGGUGACAAAGAAGAGAAGCACUGGUAAGUUUGCAAUGGUGGCUUUGACGCAAUGUGCAAAAUCUAUAAUCCCACCGAAAAUGCGUGACCCUGGAAGUUUCACUAUACCUUGCUCUGUUGGAGGGUUAUACAUCGGUCAAGAGUUAUGCAAUCUCGGGGCCAGCAUCAACUUGAUGUCCCUGCCAAUUUUCGAGCAGCUGAAUAUGGGGCAGCUUGCGCCCACGACGAUGACUCUCCAAUUAGCGGAUAGAUCUCUUGUGCAUCCAGAGGGGAAGAUGAAGGAUGUUCUAGUUACAAUCGACAAAUUUAUAUUACCAGCAGACUUCAUCAUCAUGAACUAUAAAUCAGACAAGGAGGUACUCAUCAUCUUGGGAUGA
Benincasa hispida (wax gourd) is the source of this 408-nucleotide messenger RNA. The record is from RefSeq and is a predicted model, not a curated record. NCBI's taxonomy places the organism in Eukaryota, Viridiplantae, Streptophyta, Magnoliopsida, Cucurbitales, Cucurbitaceae.